AAGGUUUUCGGGGCCAAUGUCAACCAUUCGACAUCAAGAUGCGUUUCUGUCUGCUGUUCUUUUUGGCCCUGAGCUGCUGUCUGCUGCAAUUCUCUGCGGCUGGAGUGAAUCUGGCUCGUGGAUUUGAGGCUGUGGGUCACCAUCGCAACAUGACAGGGUCACCCCCACCACGUGGUGGUCCUCCACCACCUCCCAGCACCACCGCCAGCUCUUCUGGGUGAAUGGAUCGGAAACUGUACCCAAAAUCCUGGCUAAAAUCCUUUGAAGAAACCUUCUAAAUGCACCCUUAUGUAAACUUUAGUUCUAUGUAGCCCUCCAGCUUUAAAAUAAAGAAAUGCAUUCCAGCAAUAAAAAA
This is a messenger RNA of Drosophila elegans, 355 nucleotides long. RefSeq lists its product as uncharacterized. NCBI's taxonomy places the organism in Eukaryota, Metazoa, Arthropoda, Insecta, Diptera, Drosophilidae. The coding region runs from base 39 to 221 and encodes 60 amino acids. The record is from RefSeq and is a predicted model, not a curated record. The transcript is spliced from 2 exons.